Messenger RNA from Rhipicephalus sanguineus (brown dog tick), 1585 nucleotides. Its product is annotated as probable cytochrome P450 12c1, mitochondrial. The record is from RefSeq and is a predicted model, not a curated record. The transcript is spliced from 9 exons. The coding region runs from base 169 to 1524 and encodes 451 amino acids. Gene Ontology annotation, molecular function: monooxygenase activity; oxidoreductase activity, acting on paired donors, with incorporation or reduction of molecular oxygen; iron ion binding. Lineage: Eukaryota; Metazoa; Arthropoda; Arachnida; Ixodida; Ixodidae.
CGAUGUUUCAGCGUCAGUUCAUUAAGAUCUGGCGAUGGGCUAACGUUUGCCAAGCCUUUCAGCGAAGUUCCAAGAAUUCCAGCUCUGCCAAUUGUGGGAAGUUCCUGGAUAUAUCUUCCUAUUCUUGGUAGAUACAACAUCAGGAAUCAGAACGAAGCUGCCUGGGACAUGUACCAUCGGUACGGCCCUGUUGUAGGGGAACAACUUCCUGGAAGAAGAGUUCUUGUGCACCUGUUCAACGCUGACGACAUUCGAGCUUUGUACCAAGAAGAGGGACGGAUGCCAUAUCGCAUGGGAGCACUUCCGUUCAAGCUCUACCACACAGAUAGGACGGAGUACUUCGCCAACGCUGGCAUACUCAACGCGCAGGGAGAAGAAUGGCGCCAGAUAAGGAGCGCGGUUCAGCCUUGCACCUUUAGACCUCGGACUAUUCAGUUGUAUGCUGAAGCAAUGGGGCAUAUUGCUGACGAUGCGUUGGAACUCAUCGCUAGCGACCGGGAUGAAAAUGGAGACGUGCCGGACUGUUACACCAUCCUGCAGAGAUGGGCGUUGGAGUCCGUCAUGUUUGUCUCUCUGGACAGGAGACUGGGUCUGCUAGUUAAUCCGUUGCCGCCGGACUCGGACGCAGCUGGUAUAAUGAAAGGAAUUCUUACACUAUUUUCUGACAUGGACAAACUCGUCACAAGAUUUCCGUACUACCGGUAUUUUCCUACGCCUACCAUAAGGAGCUUCCAACGUGCCGGGGAUUACCUGGUCUCGCGCAUGUUUCACAUGAUAAAGAAAGCAGCAGAAGAGGACAAAUCAAAGCACGAUAGCAAUCAGAACUGCACCAUCCUCCGGCACCUCUACAAUCAGCAGAAAAUGGACUUCAAGGAAAUGUUUACUUUCCUCCACGACUUUGUUGUUGGCGGAACGGAUACGACAUCCGGUGCUGCCACCUACACAUUAUAUCGGUUGGCAAUGAACCCAGCAACCCAAGAGAAAGCACGACAAGAAGUUCUCGCCGCUACAAAGGACUGUUCUGGGACGUUUCCUGCACACGUUCACGACCAACUACACUAUGUCAGAGCCUGCAUAAAAGAAACACUUAGAUUUCACCCCAUCAUACCAGGCGUGAACAGGAAAAUAAACCAUGAUGUCGUAAUGUCAGGCUACUGCAUACCCGCCAAUACAGUAUUGCGGACUGAGCCAUUCGUAGCUGGAAGACUGGACGAGAAUUUUACUCGGGCGUCCGAGUUCCUGCCCGAACGGUGGCUACGGUCAAGCAACGGCAAUUCGCACAAGACAGAUGAUGACACGUGGCAACUGCACCCAUUCGCCUCCCUCCCGUUCAGCAUUGGACCGAGAAUGUGCAUAGGCAGAAGGAUCGCCGAGAUGGAGAUCACAGUUCUUGUAGCCAAGGUUCUCAAACGGUACCGAGUGGAGAAUCAUCAUGGAGACAUCGGUUUUGUAACACAGUUCACCGGUAAACCCGAAAGGCCAGCCAAGUUCCGCUUCGUCGAGCUAGAAAAAACCCUGACUUAAACUCCUGUAGUCUCGCCGUGCGGGCUGCCUAGUCAUUAGGAUGAUUGCAGACUACACUGGA